AUGCGGAGCUGCUUCAACGUGUGGAUUGUGGUUGCACUUGUAGUUCCUGUGCUUCUCUCUCUGAGGAACCCACGUGGGGAAACACAGCGUGAAACUGAAACUGAAACUAAAACUUUCUCUUCGUCUUCUUCUUCAUUUUCCGUGAAAGUGUCUUCAUUUCCCUUCAACCAGAGAAUCCGAGAUGGGUCCAAUCUGGAAUAUGAUUUCUACAGGAAUAAUUGUCCUCAGGCAGAGGACAUUGUUCGUUCAGCAGUUACUCGCGUUUACUUUGAUCAAAGAGAUGUCUCCCCUGCUCUUCUUCGCCUCUUCUUCCAUGACUGCUUCAUCCAGGGGUGUGAUGCUUCAUUGCUGUUGGAUGACAUCAAUGGUGACAAAAACCGUUCUGUUGAGAAGCAGGCUGUUCCAAAUCAGACCUUGAAAGGUUUUGACAAAAUUGACUUGAUUAAGGAGGAGGUGGAACAAGCAUGUCCUGGUGUUGUGUCUUGUGCUGACAUACUUGCUCUUGCUGCAAGAGAUUCCGUUCUUUUGGCUGGUGGGCCUUUUUAUCCAGUCUUAACAGGCAGAAGGGAUAAUCAUCAAUCAUUUUUCGAGGAAGCAACUGAUCAAAUUCCCAGACCUGAUGAUAGCCUUACACGCACACUACAUCUCUUCAGUCUCAGAGGAUUCAAUGAAAGAGAAACAGUUAGCCUUCUUGGAGGACACAACAUUGGCAAAAUUGGUUGUGAUUUCAUUCACCAACGGCUGUACAACUUUCAGGGUACUGGGCAGCCAGACCCAAGUAUACCUCUUGAUUUUCUUAGUCAGAUGAGACUAAACUGCCAAGAUAACAAGAAUAUCAGCAACAGUGAUGAGUUUUCAACCUUUGUGAUAUCAAAGCCAAUGAGUGUUAAUUCUAACAUAGGGAUAUCAUACAUGGAAGCAUUAUCAUCUUCAGUAUCAUCUGGAGCAGCAUUUGACACUCACUACUAUCAGAGCUUGUUGAAAGGAAGAGGACUACUGUUUGCUGAUCAGCAGCUGAUGGCUGGGGAGAAGACUGCAAGAUUGGUAUCAGCUUAUGCUUCAGAUGAUGGAUCAACCUUUCGCAUGGAUUUUGCAAGGGUUAUGUUGAAAAUGUCUAAUCUUGAUGUUUUGACCGGACAUCAAGGUCAGGUUCGUCUGAAUUGCUCCCAAACUAUAAGUUCUUAA
Molecule: messenger RNA, 1185 nt
Organism: Gastrolobium bilobum
Lineage: Eukaryota; Viridiplantae; Streptophyta; Magnoliopsida; Fabales; Fabaceae
Product: putative Peroxidase 48
Exons: 4
Coding region: 1-1185 (394 amino acids)
Biological process (GO): response to oxidative stress; hydrogen peroxide catabolic process
Cellular component (GO): plasmodesma; plant-type cell wall
Molecular function (GO): heme binding; peroxidase activity
Source: RefSeq, a predicted model, not a curated record